AGCGCUAAUAACUGUGCGUACUGGUAAGUGACACUGAAUUAAUUGUCUUCUAGGAACUUUCUUUGAAAAGUUGAGACUGUCUUCGACGAUUGGUUGUUAUUGGUGUCGAAAGUUUAACUUUGCCUGAAUAUCUUGUUACUGUCCAAUUGCUGGGUGCCAGAGCGAAUAACGUUUGGGUUUUAGGAAUUUAUGACACCUAGAUUCGCAAAGGGUUUAUGGAGCUGAUUCUAGAUAGGAGUGCUGAUACACUCCUCCCUAUUAUUCAGCGUCUAGUGUUACCAGGCACCACCAUUCACACAGAUGAAUGGGCGGGAUAUAGCCAAUUAUCGCAAUUGGGAUAUAUACAUCAUAGAGUGAACCAUUCGAAUGAUUCCGUCGACCCUGUCACCGGUACUCAUGAUAAUUCCACCGAAGGUUUCUGGGGAAGGCUGAAAAAUAGAAUCCGAGCUAUCAACGGAUCACAAAACGAAGUUAUUUUCAGUCAUUUGGAUGAAUACAUGCAUAGAAAUUGGUUUAAUUUAAAAACUGAAACUCCUCUUAAUAACUGGAACAUUUUUUAACUCAUGUUACAGAAAAGUACCCUGUUUGAUUUUUUUCAUGCUU
Molecule: messenger RNA, 603 nt
Organism: Trichobilharzia szidati
Lineage: Eukaryota; Metazoa; Platyhelminthes; Trematoda; Strigeidida; Schistosomatidae
Source: the annotation of a GenBank genome assembly